Oncorhynchus kisutch (coho salmon) is the source of this 9675-nucleotide messenger RNA. RefSeq names its product immunoglobulin superfamily, member 9Ba (gene igsf9ba). Gene Ontology annotation, cellular component: neuron projection. The transcript has 22 exons. The record is from RefSeq and is a predicted model, not a curated record. Bases 199 to 4338 code for a protein of 1379 amino acids. Lineage: Eukaryota; Metazoa; Chordata; Actinopteri; Salmoniformes; Salmonidae. Gene Ontology annotation, molecular function: protein binding.
UGCAGGUGCUCUGUCUCUUCGAGGGAGGAUGCGGACGGAUGGACGGGGGAGGGAAGGGAUGAAGGGAAUCGCCGAUAGGAAAGUGCAUAGAAUAUGAAUAAAAGGGCGUCGAUAAGAGCGCGCGCGGUGCAAGGUCGAAUAUGACAGAUUCGUUGAACGGGGCACUUUGCGUUGUAAUAGCUGGUCGGCAAUAGUACUAUGAUUUGGUAUGUGGCCACUUUGAUAGCAAGUGUAUUCAGCACCAGAGGAACGGCCGCUCAAGGUGCCCACGGAGUGAGAGAGGAGCCCCGGUUUUUGACGGCGCGCGCUGGAGAGAGCGUGAUCCUGGGAUGUGACGUGUCCCCUCCCCUGGACGGCCAGCAGCCCCCCUACGUGGUGGAGUGGUUCAAGUUCGGAGUGCCCAUCCCCUUCUUCAUCAGCUUCCGCUUCCACCCUCCUCAUGUCGACCCAGAGUACACCGGUAGAGCCAGCCUGCAUGGGAAGGCGUCUCUUCAGAUUGACCCAGUGCGCUCAGAGGACCAGGGCUGGUACGAGUGUAGGGUUCUGAUGCUGGAGCAGCAAUACAACACCUUCCACAAUGGCAGCUGGGUGCAGCUCACAGUCAAUGCCCCUCCCACUUUUACGACCACGCCCCCACAGUAUGUGGAGGCCAAGGAGGGGGGCAGCACACUGCUGACUUGCUCCGCCCAGGGAAACCCCAAACCAAUGAUCAGCUGGCUGAGGGAGGGGGAGGAGCUUGCAACCAGUGGAAAAUACACGGUGCAUGAUGGGAGUCUGACGGUGCUGGGGAUCACUCGGGACGACAGAGGGGCGUAUACGUGUCGAGCCUUCAGCGACCAGGGAGAGGUACUCCACACCACCCGUCUGCUGGUCCAAGGGCCACCGUAUAUUAAGUCACCACCAGAGAACAUCACUGUCAACAUAUCCCAGAAUGCACGCUUCACCUGUCAAGCAGAGGCGUAUCCUGGAAACCUGACCUACACCUGGUUUUGGGAGGAAGAUAACGUCUACUUCACUAAGAAUGACCUGAAAAACCGAGUCCGCAUCCUCAUUGACGGAACCCUCCACAUCUUCCGGGUGAAACCAGAGGAUGCUGGGAAAUACACCUGCAGCCCAAGCAACAGCCUUGGAACUCCACCGUCAGCAUCAGCACACCUCUCUGUUCAGUACCCUGCCCGUGUGCUCAACAUGCCCUCCAUCAUAUACGUUCCACGGAAACUUCCAGGGGUCAUCCGCUGCCCGGCGGACGCCAACCCGCCGGUGAUAUCAGUGAAGUGGGAGAAAGAUGGCUACCCUCUCAGAGUGGAGAAGUACCCCGGAUGGAGCCAGGCACCGGAUGGGAGUAUCCGGGUGGCGGAGGCCACAGAAGACUCCCUUGGCACCUACACCUGUAUGCCUUACAACACCCUGGGUACAAUGGGCCAGUCUGACCCGGCCACUCUGGUGCUAAAGGAUCCCCCCUACUUUAACGUGAGGCCUGGUGGGGAGUACCGCCAAGAGGCUGGUAGAGAGCUGGUCAUCCCCUGUGCUGCCUCGGGUGACCCUGAGAUACCAACCAUCACCUGGAGGAAGGUGGGGAAGCCCAGCAAGAGUAAGCACAACAUCCUCCCUAGCGGCAGCUUACAGUUCCUGUCCCUCAGCAAGGAGGAUCAUGGGGAAUGGGAGUGUGUGGCCACCAAUGUGGUCACCAGCAUCACUGCCAGCACGCGCCUCCUCGUCAUAGGCACCAGCCCACAUGCUCCAGGCAACAUUCGUGUGUUGCCCUCGGUGACCUCGGCCAAUGUGUCCUGGGAGCCGGGUUACGACGGAGGCUUUGAGCAGACAUUCUCAGUGUGGUAUGGCCCAGUGUUGAAAAAGGAGAAUUUUGGCCCCCAUGACUGGCACUCCAUGCCAGUGUCGGGGUCUCAGACAUGGUUGGUGGUGCCGGGGCUGGAGCCCAGGACAGAAUACCAGUUCAGCGUCCUGGCACAGAACAAGCUGGGCACAGGCCCUUUCAGCGAGGUCGUGACGGUUAACACCGUAGUGUCUCCCCUGAGUACCCCUGAACCACAGGUGCUUCUUACUCCACCACGGUGCCUCACAGCCAAUCGCACACAGCACGGCGUCCUGCUCACAUGGCUCCCGCCAGCCAAUCACUCAUCGCCUGUCGACCGCUACAUCAUGGAGUUCCGUCUCGGGGAGAGGUGGGAGGUCCUCGAUGAUCUGAUCUCUGCCGCUGAGACUGAGCUGAUGGCCAGGGACCUAGUCCAGGAGUCCUGGUAUGAGUUCAGAGUCAUGGCCGUCAUGGACGACCUCAUCAGUGAGAGCAGUAAUGUGGUGGGAGUGUCAAGCACAGAUCCCUUCCCCCCUACGGAGGUGACUGAAGAGGGGUUGGCGCUGCCCGUGGUAGCGGGCGUUGUGGCAACCAUCUGCUUUCUGGCGGCUGCAGUGCUCUUCAGUACUCUAGCAGCCUGCUUCGUCAACAAACAGCACCAACGCAAACUCAAACGCAAACCAGACCCUCCCCUGUCUGUAACACACUUCAGGAAAAGCAUUGACUCAUCGCCUCCUCUCACCCCCUUGCCCGGGGUAGAGCCCUGUUGGGACGCGCCAGCCAGGAGCAGCUACAUGCCCCCACCAGCCAGGAGCAGCUACAUGCCCCCACCAGCCAGCUCCCUGCUGUCCUCUGGGAAGAUCAGUCCAGAGAGCUCCCCUCCCGCCUCGCGGCCCCAGUCCCUGUCCUCAGAUGGGGCCCACGGCCCGGGCCUGUACGUCAGGAGACUGCCCAGCCCUCAGAGAGACAGGGACAAAGAGCUCUCCUUCUACAAGAAAACCAAGCGUGCUAUAGCCAGCAAGAAGUACAGCGUGUCCAAGCACGAGGCAGAGGUCACCAGCCCCAUCGAACUGAUCAGCCGCGGUCCCGACGGCCGUUUCAGCAUGGCCAGCCCGCCAUCAGCCCACCGCCGCAUCCAGGGCUUCCCGUUCGCUGAGGAGUCCGACAUGUACCCCGAGUUCCGGCAGUCCGACGAGGAGAAUGACUUUGACCCCGGGCCCCUGCCCCCGAUCAUGGCCACGCUCCGACCACAGCUCUCCCCAACAUCCUCCAGCCUGGAGUCCACGCAGCCCCCCAACUACAGCCCCCGCCUCCACAGGCCCAUGGAAGGUAUGAGCUUUGUGGAGGGCAGUGGGCAUCAUGCUGCAGGGCAGGCCCCAGCCUCCCGCUACAGGGACUUUCCCCAGGUCCCCUUCUAUGGGUAUCUAGGCAGCCGCGGUGAAUCGGGGAUUCCGCCACCUUUUUACAUGCCGGACAUCAGUCCGCAUAGCUCUGCUCUGUCCUCCCCCCCAGGCACUGCUGACGGGGGGCCCUACGGUUAUCCCUCCAUCCCAGAGGAGAGGGAAGAGAUGGAGCUCCAUCAUCAGUACACUUCCUCUGGCCAUUCCCUACCACAUACACACAGCCCUCCCCCUCGCUCCCCUCGCUCACCUGACAGCUGGCAGCCUCACGAAUUCCCCUUCCUGGGUCUGGAGGGGCCCCGCUUCAUUUAUCCACCUCAUCAUCCCUUACAUCAUCACCAGGACCUUCCCGACCCUCCACCGUACCCCCCUCUCCACUCUCUCCCCCCCAGCCGCCUGCACCUCCCCAGCCCUCGGCUCCUGCAGUUGGAGGUCCCCAUGGCUCCACAGGGCAGAGACCAACCCCCAGGCCUUCCAGCUAGGCGCUUAGCUAUGCAACAGGCCCAGAGUCUCGGCCAGCUCAGACACACAUCCCAUGGUGUGGGUGUACCAGUGUUGCCUUACCUUGACCCAUCAGCCCGUGCAGGGAGCCCAAGCACAGCCCCUAGCAGCAGCCCCCAGUCCUGGCUCAGCCCGAGGUCAGGGCGUAGGACAGACCCCUCCCUGCCCCCGCUGGUCCUCCAACCCUCCCGCCUCUCCCCCCUCUCCCAGAGCCCCCUUAGCACCCAGCCAGGUUCCCCAGAUAUCCUAGUCCGCCCACCACCCCACCCCAGCAUCCUCCGCACCUCCCGCUCUCUGGAGAUGCCUGAGAUCACCCUGCACCCCCAAGCCACCGUCAGUUUCUCCCGAAGGUCCUCCCUGGCCUCCUCCCCCACCCAGGGCCAGCAGGGAAGCCGCAGGCCCAGCCCCAGUUACCGUCCCCACAUGUCCUAUGCUUCUACAGCAGCCAGUUACCCCUCCCAGUCCCCCUCUCCCCCCUUGGAGGGCAGGGAUGUGUUCGGGCAGUGGCCGUCCCAGAGGAGAUCAGAGGAGGAGAUGCUGCCCUCAGAGCCCUCCCAGCUCCAGAUAUCCGCCUCAGGCUAUCUGGGCAGCGUUGUUGUGAGCCGGUCCCCUACGCCGCAAUAGGGAACCUCUAGGUGCGUCUAGUGAUCCUGCUGGGUCUGAGAGCUUACAGUCACUGCUACACCACUGUAUUACUAAAGCCAAGAGAGUGGCUGCCAACACCAAUAACAACUCCACUUCCAGGAGAAGAACAGGUGUGUCUCCCUCUCAGACCCAGCAGCAAUCCCAGACCCCCUCGGCUCACAGAGAAGAUCUCUACCUCCACAGGAAGAGGAAAAGGCAGAACAGGAAGAACCCAUAUCUCUUUUUAACCUCCUUCCUGCACCGCAGCAGACGCUCUGAGGAGGACCAGGCGGCCAUCCUGGCCAGUACAGACUCAGACGGGCCCAACUACAGGACUCCCCACUGACCACUGACCAGUAUGUCCACUACUGUCACUCACAGACAGAUCAAGCCAUGGGAGGCAACUACAUUGACCCGCCAACCUAGAUCUCUCUAUAACUCCCAUACAGAAAUUAUGAUAAUCAUGUGAUUAAUUCCAUUCAGCUUUUGGCAGUGGGUAACCUGUCUCUAGCGUUUUCCAAAUAAUUUAGAGACAAAAUAAAGAUGUUUCCGUGUCUCCCUGAGGAUAAUGUUGUUAGGGUCACCAGAUAAAACAUCUGUAAUGUAAAUAUAUAAAAUAAUGAAAAAGGGGACAAUAUCUCCUAUUGUAGUAAAAUGCAUUGAUCUAAAUAAUUCACAACACCUCAAAAGUCCCUGGUCAUGGAGGAGUCUAUCUGAGGUGUUACAGUGACACAGUGGACUAAACCUGGUGUGUUCCUUAGACAAGGACCUCAGUCUACCUUUCCUACAAUUCAAAUAGUGUCAGUAUCUAACACAGGGUACUUAUUGCAAAAUAUACCUCAGAGUAAGUGCAGAAUUGCUGUAAUUCUAUUGGACUAUACGUAUUUUACAUUAUUUUUCAAAUGAAAUGUAUGAAAGAAAUGGUAUAUAAUAUCAUUCACUUCACACAUGAAUUGGAUGCUGUGGCCUGAACUCUGAUUUUCAUCCGCUUUUAAUAUCGAGCCCAAUCUGCAUAUUUUGCUUAAUCCUAAAAGAAUAUCAUCCAAUACAAGGCGUGGUAUGAUAUUGGUAUAUUUCAAAUCACUAAAAGACAUGUCCUCACUCUCUUGCAUUUAACCAUGUGGUCAAAUACAGUAAAGGUGAGCCCAUGUUCUUCUUGCUAAGACAUACAGUAACUUUGUGUUCAAGAGGCCAAAUGUACACUUGAUAGGGUGAGGACAGAAGAGGGGUGAGAAAAUGUGAUAAAUGUGUAUACGGUGUUUUUCAUUAAUAUGGAGGAAACCUCCAGUCUAUUGUGGAGUAUGGCACAUCUCUAGGUGCCUUGUUCGCCUUUUCUCUCUUGUUUUUGAAAAGUGAAUUAACUGCCUUUUCCUUCACCUUCACGCAUUCUCUCUCUCUGUUGGGACUCAUUAUAAGCUCCAGUCUGACCUGUGGACUGACUCUACUUUUUCUGCCAAGGACACCUAGCUGUGAGUAAGGGGCACUGAAGGUGUAUUACUCUGGUUAUUUUUUUAAUCUUGACUGUGUAUAUUCUACUAAUAGAACAGACCUAUAAUAACAAUUAGUGAUGAUGAUGACAGUGUUAAUCAUUUCAGGUUUAAAAUCUUGGUAAUGCUAUAACAUAGUUUUUUUUUUUAUCACAAUUUAAUCAACAUUUAAAUGUAAAUGGUACAGAAGUAGUUAUUAUGCAGAAAGUGAAACUUGCCACUGAUGUUCAUAUUUCAAAACAGCUGUAAUACUGAAUACUAUAUUGAAAGAACUGAUUGCUGUUUAUUAGGUGAUUUUAACAAGUGGGCUUGUUAGAUGACAAGUGACAACAUUUGGCUUACAUUAACUAAACUCAAAAGUUGGGGUGGCUGUCUCGACUCUCAACUGUUUAUCUCUAGCAACGGUAUAAUAUUACCUGCUAGCUAUUUCUCUGUAUGUUUAUUCAUUUUAACACUAACCGAUAAUGAAUGUAUGUUUUGCUGUACAGGAAGUGACUGUCCUGAUGUCAUAGUACAACGGAUGACCUGUCGCAUGUGGUGGAAUUAAGUUUAGGUUUAAUUGGCUCGUUGGCUAGUUGGCACAAUAGUUUGAUUUGAUUUAUCACACAGGGUUAGCUGGUUAACCAAGGAUGGGUUCAACCACUCUUGGUUGAAUUCUUUCCUUUACACUGAUGGUUAAUGUUAUCAUUUUCUUCUCACCCUGUAGACUUGACCUAUUAGAGAGCUUUACACUUACACACUUACAAGAUGAAUCACUGGAAGACAUUGACAUUUUAAACCAGUUGUCUGAUUUGGAGUCACUUUUAUCUCUACUGAUAGCAAUUCAGGAGUGGAACUAGACAUAAGAACUCUCUGAAUGUAUGUUAACUGAACCCCUCUCUGCUUGCUAUAGAAUAUAAAUCAGUGAUCAAAACAAACUUUAUCUGCCCUCUUCACUCACUUUCCAACAUAUUUAUUUUUAAAUUGGUGAGUUAGUGACAAUUUUGAGGAAUGAAGUUAUUUGAAAUUGAUACAUCAACGUGCAUAUUCCAAGAACUGGUUAUAUGUAAGAUACGGGGAAAAUCUAUAUUCAUAAUGUAUACAUGGUGUGUACUGUAUUUGGGAAGAUGAAACAGAAAGAUUUUUUGUUCAAUAUGCUUGAGGACAAAAAUGGAGAGACAGAUUUAAAGCAAGUUAAUAUUAGAUGUGAUGAAAGUAUCUGCUUUAAGGCUUUAAGUGGACAAUAUUUAUAAAACAUCUUAAGGUGCUUCGUUUGUCAUAUUUUCAGAGAUGGAAAAGUAAAUGUUAGCACAGAAGAAAUGUGUUAUUGUCAUGUGGGCCUGUUGGCUGCACAAGUUCACUAGUAUUUCUUCUGUUGUAUAGUAUGUGAAUGAAUACCAAUUUGAAAAGCAUCAACGUUUCGUUGCUGGACUAAACCUUAUCUGAAACAGAAAACUUUUUUUUUUCACAAGCACACAGGUAGAUUCACUCAUGAUCACUUGCCUCCAGAUGUCCAAAGUAACAAAGAAACAAAAGAGAGCCACAAACAAUCUAAUAGUUAUGGGGUACUGUAUGUGCUGCAACCGAAGUCGUGUUUACAUUAGCUAGAGAUGACGUACGUGCUACUAGGACGUAGUUGCUUUCAACAUUAUGACUUGGUGCUAUGUUUAACUCUGUGGUGCUGUAGAUCAGAGGCCUAAUCUCUUGAAGUCCUCUGUGUUUUACCAACUCAACUAGUUCCAUCGCUGUAAGUCCUAUUAAUAAACCUGUGUGAUUGGCAAUGAGCAAAUUGUAUUGAUUGUGGAAUCAGAUUGUGGAAUCAGAUUGUGGAAUCAGAUAGUGGUAAUAUAUAGUGUGGUGACAUUCAAAAAAUACAUCAAAGAGACUUAGAAUAAUGUAGCAAUGGAACAAUAGUUAGUUUCCGUCUCUGUUCCAGCCUCUGUCUGUGCUUCCAGGGUACCCUCUCCAGAGUGUUGUACUUGUGUUGAAGGGGAGAUAUAAUAUCCAGAUUAGAUGGGGAAACCUACUUGGUGUGAAGUUAUUUAUCAGUACUUUUGAUCAGUACUAAAUAUGUAACAGCAGACAGGGGAGGGAAUCUGAGCCCAUGGUCAGGGCAUGAGAAGGUCGUUCUACACUACACACUUCCUACAGGUCAAAACUAUUUUUAAUGGACAGCACUGUUUUCAAGCACACAACUGCAGGGGCAUAACCUUCUUAUGUGAUUUCUCUCCACUGGUUUCACAAAGUCUCCUAUUGGGGGACAGUAUUGUACAGUAUAGCCAAUAAGAGUAUUCAUCAAACAGCGUUUGUAUUUAAGCUGAUUCUUCUCGUAUGUUUUGGUAAAGGUAUUGCUGACACACUCUUCAUAUAGACUUUUACUAAUGUAUGUAGUCUUCCGGGCUCUCUUGCUUUUUCAACAACAAAAAUACAUACAGUAUGUAAGAGGGCUGCUUUGGAGGUACAGAUGUAGGAUCUUAAUUUGAGCCAAUUUGCUACAGCAGGAAAAUAAACCUGCAGCAAAAGAAAAUGUGAAUUAUUAUAGUGAUUAUAAUUAAUGGACGUUUUUGUAGGGUCUGAUAUAUUUUUCUUAAGGGAAAAUCAAGACUGAAAUGUCAAAGUGGAAAUUACAAACUUCAGAAGCCUUUUUAAACCUCAAAUACACUACAAGUGUGAAAUAUCAUGCAUUGCAGGAAAGUCCUCCUGCAACAGGGCGAUCAAAUUAAGAUCCUGUACUCUUAGAUCGACUUUUAUUUUGUGUUUUUCUGCAUAAAGGCUUUUAGUGCAUAAGUAGGAGCUGGUAUGAUUAUACUUAGAGCAAAUUUGAUUUAACUAUAUUUAUCUUGCAUGUAGAGACAAUACAAAAGAGCCUAUUCAGAAAUCAGUCAUAAACUUUCAACCUGGUUGUGAUCAGACAGAAAAUGGAAUAUGUAGUAUUUUCUAUGUUCUCUGUUUUUCCAUGUGUACCAGCACUGAGGAAAUAGAAUGUAUUAUUACUGUACAAUAAGUGCUACAUCUUUGACUGUUUUAACUAAUGCUCCUCAUCCUCAAGCCAGUAGUGCUUAAAGGAAGAAUAUGUAGUCAUGUCAUAGCAUAUUUUCAUCUAUUGAGGCAUGUGCGUGUGCUGUACAUCACGUUUACAUUCUAUAUUUUAUGUUGACAUCUUCUGUGCAUAAUCUGUUUCAAUAUGCCUUUUUCAACUGAAACAAUUGAUCUAUAUCAGACUGUUCAUAUGUAAAUAUUCCAAAGCAAAAACAUGAAACAUAUUUAACUUUUUGUCUAUUUUACAAUGAUAACCUGCGGAUCAUUUGGAGCUUCAUCAUUCAGUUAUGUUUGAUUGACAUCAGGAAUUAUUUUACACUUAACUUUUAUGUGAGCAAUUAACUCAUCUACUGUAUGGUGCUGUACCAAAGCCUUAUGUAAAAUACUAGUCUGUGUUGAUUUUCUCUUUUGCCACUGUUGUCCAGGGAAUUCAAUAUUGUCUGGGAUCACAUGUUGCUCACUUCAUGUUCAACUGCCAUGGAACUUCUUCUUCAAACGAAACCCUGAAGAAAAAGCAUAAACGCACUGGCUUAAUACCACCAGUGGCUUCUAGAGAAUAGGUGACAAAGGCUUAUGACCUGUGGCAUAGGCUCAAGACAAAUUGGCAUACGUUUAUUAAAAAAGGCAUUGGCAGAUUUGUUGUAUCAUUGGCUCAUGAGCGGUUUGUGACAUAGACAUACAGCAUGUUCUAUGAUGAUCCAUGGCAUGCCAAUAAUAAGUGGAAAGCAGCGUUGCGUUCAUGUCCAUCAUGUGUCAAUUUCCAACGCUUAGUCCAAUGUAAUAUUUUCCUCUUCAAUUUUUGUAUUUUGAUAUAAUAAAAAUCUAAAACGUG